Messenger RNA from Oncorhynchus tshawytscha (Chinook salmon), 3396 nucleotides. RefSeq names its product integrator complex subunit 6 (gene ints6). Gene Ontology annotation, cellular component: integrator complex. The coding region runs from base 352 to 2964 and encodes 870 amino acids. Gene Ontology annotation, biological process: snRNA 3'-end processing. Lineage: Eukaryota; Metazoa; Chordata; Actinopteri; Salmoniformes; Salmonidae. The transcript has 18 exons. The record is from RefSeq and is a predicted model, not a curated record.
CAAGACACAGAGCUCUCAGUGUAGGGAGAAACAGGGAAGAGAUGUAAUAGGAAACUUGGUUUCUAUGAAAUUUAGUAAUAUUUACAAGAAAAUAAUAAUAAUAAUAACAUAAAGAAUCAUCAAAAAUCCCUCUUUAACUUAAUAGCCUGCCCAUAGGAUUUUUAGAUUUAGUUCAGGUUAUUGAAGGGCAUUUUACACUCACUAUUCUGACACUUUUGUAAAGAUGUGUGAGGCAGUUAGUUAGCAAGCUAGCUAGCUAAGGCGGCAGGAGGAGAACAAAAGAUUUUUUUUUUCAGUUUUGACCGGUUGCACUGACACCAAGUCCAUGCAGAACGUGUCAUCACCAACACAAUGCCCGUGUUACUUUUUCUGAUAGACACGUCCGCGUCAAUGAACCAGCGCACCCAUCUGGGCACUACCUAUCUGGACAUUGCAAAAGGCGCUGUUGAGACUUUCAUGAAGCUUAGAGGCAGAGAUCCGGCGAGCCGAGGGGACCGGUAUAUGUUGAUAAAUUUUGAGGACGUUCCCCUCGGAAUCAAGGCUGGAUGGAAAGAGAGCCAUGCCACAUUCAUGACAGAGCUGAGGAACCUUCAAGCAGCAGGACUCACAACUAUUGGCCAGUCUUUGAGGACCGCUUUUGAUUUGCUCAAUCUCAAUAGAUUAGUGUCUGGGAUAGACAACUAUGGACAGGGCAGGAAUCCCUUUUUCCUGGAGCCGUCCAUCAUAGUGGCCAUCACCGACGGCAACAAGCUGACCAGCAGUGGCGGAGUCCAGGAUGAGCUCCACCUUCCCCUGACCACUCCUCUGCCGGGCAGUGAGCUGACCAAGGAGCCGUUCCGUUGGGACCAGCGUUUGUUCUCCCUGGUGCUGAGGAUCCCUGGACACGCCACUGUAGAGCCUGAACCACUGGGAGGAGUCCCCCCCGACGACUCGGCCAUCACCCCCAUGUGCGAGGUCACCGGAGGUCGCUCCUACAGUGUGUUCUCCCAGCGCAUGUUGAAUCAGUGUCUGGAGUCUCUACUGCAGAAGAUCCAGAGUGGAGUGGUCAUCAACUUUGAGAAGACUGGCCCGGACCCCCCUCCUGGAGAGGAUGAGACCCUGAAGCCCGGCCCCCAGUCGUGGCACUGCUGCCACAAGCUGAUCUACGUACGACCCAACCCCAAGACUGGUGUGCCCAUCGGACACUGGCCCAUUCCUGAAGGCUUCUGGCCCGACACGAACUCCCCCACCCUGCCCCCUCGCUCGGCCCACCCCCACGUGCGUUUCUCCUGUCUGGACUCAGAGCCCAUGGUGAUUGACAAGGUUCCCUUCGACAAGUACGAGCUGGAGGCUUCACCUCUCACACAGUACAUCCUGGAGAGGAAGUCCCCUCAUACCUGCUGGCAGGUGUUUGUAAGUAACAGUGCCAAGUACAGUGACCUGGGCCAGCCCUUUGGCUACCUGAAGGCCAGCACGGCUCUCAACUGUGUCAACCUCUUCGUCAUGCCCUACAACUACCCUGUUGUACUGCCUCUACUGGAUGACUUGAUCCGGGUGCACAAGUUCAAGCCCACCAUUAAAUGGCGUCAGUCAUUUGAGAACUACCUGAAGACCAUGCCUCUUUAUUACAUUGGGUCCCUCCGGAAGGCGCUAAGGAUCAUGGGAGCUCCUAACCUCCUGGCCGACAACAUGGAGUAUGGUCUGAGUUACAGUGUGGUGUCCUACCUCAAGAAGCUCAGCCAGCAGACCAAGAUAGAGUACGAGCGGCUGAUAGCAUCUGUAGCUAAGAAGGUGGUAGCGGAGGGUGGCAUCAAGGUGCGUGACCGCGGUGGGGACAUCUCUCUGGCCCAGCGCAGAGACUUCACUCAGCUUCUGGCCAGCAUCACAGGAGAGACGGCCGCCCUGCCCCUGGAGCUAAACUCUAAAGAGUUCUCUGGCUUUCAGCUGGCUCCUCUCAACAAGAGUCUGAAACCUCAGGGUUUCCGGAACGCCUACGACAUUCCCAGAAUGCACCUCCUGGAUCAGCUGAGCCGCAUGAGGAGGAACCUGCUUAGCACCACCUGUCUGCUCCGGGGACAGGACACAGACCAGCUGCACAGUGUGCCCAUCGCCCAGAUGGGGAACUACCAGGACUUCCUCAAAGCCCUUCCCCAACCCCUCAGAGAUGCAGACCCUGAACAGCCCAAACGCCUGCACACCUUUGGAAAUCCUUUCAAACUGGACAAGAAGGGGAUGAUGAUUGACGAGGCCGAUGAGUUUGUGACGGGUCCCCAGAACAAGGGCAAGCGUCCGGGGAGUGACUCCAACAUGCACGGGGUCUGGGGUGGGGGUCCUAAGAGACGACGGUGCAUGUCCCCUCUACUGCGCCCCGGCAGAGCCUAUUCGCCCCCCGUCAGCCCUGCAGCCAGCCCCUUCAGACCCCCCAUCGCCGAGUGCGACCAGAGUGAGUCAGACUCAGAGGCUGUGUUUGGAAACCUCUACAACCCAGAGACGUGUGAGACCGGGACAACGGUCCAACCAGGAGAGAUCCUCUCUGGACCCCUUCUAGACGGCCCCGGCACAGGGAACCGCAUGGAGGCUGAUGGGGACACUGAGGAGGAGAACGGGCUUCCCAGGGAGGUGGAGCUCUCAGAGGGCAGUGAGGAUGGAGGAGAGACUGUGGGUGUGGUGGAGGAGCAGUGCCCGGCCCGGUACCCCUCCCCCGCUGAGCUGAAGAAGGUGAUGAACAGCGAGAGUCUGGAGGUCAACACCGAACUACGAGCCCUCAUCACCAAGGAGAUACGGAAACCCGGGAGACACUAUGAAAAAAUCUUCUACUUCCUGAAGCAGAUCCAAGGAAGCUUUGACACACGGUUGAUAUUUCUCCAGAACAUUAUAAAAGAAGCUGCAAGGUUCAAGAAGCGGGUGCUGAUAGAACAGCUGGAGAACUUUCUAGAAGAGAUCCAUAACAGAGCCAACAAUAUGAACCACCUGGACGGGUUCUAAUGGACAACUCUUCACUCCCCGGACCCUCAGACCUAACCCCUCCUCCCCACCCUCAGCCCUCAACCUGCAGCCCUUACCCAGGCUGAAAUAUUCCUAUAGAGUAGGGGCAUAUACAGUGUAUGAACUAACCCAAGCAAUGAAAUGAGUGCUGUUGGCCUGUCUGUCUCUGUCCGUGUAUACUGUGUGACGCGUGUCUCAUCAGUGAUGGUAUGGUGAACUGAUAUUGCUAAGGGAGGGGGUUCAAAUUCGAUUGUAAAAAGUUUCCAACAACCUCAUGGCCAAAAGAGGAACACUGAUGUUUUAGGUUUCAAAUGAAUCUUUAGGUGGCUUCAUGUUUUGUUUUGUUUUUUCAUUUUCUCUUUCUAGUCAUCUCUCUUUCUAGUCAUCUCUCUUUCUAGUCAUCUCUCUUUCUAGUCCUCUCUUUCUAGUCAU